AUGACCAGUAAGAAAGCGUGUAACUUGUGGAUUGUUGACAGUGGUGCCUUUAACCAUAUGACAGGAAUGAUAGAUAACUUGCGGGAGAGCCGAGCUUUGCAAGGGUGCCCUGUGGGACUGCCAAAUAGUGAACCAAUGAUGGACCACAUUUUGAGGACGUUGAUAGGAGCGGGUGAACGAAAAGAUGGACUCUAUUGGUUUCAUGGUGUGACUGACAUAAAGGCUUAUCAGAUCAAUACAGAAAAUUGUGAGAAAAAAGUAGAUGCUUGCAAGCAGAAAAUAGAGGAAGCUAGAUCUGAGACUGUUGCUGACGCGGAACUGGACCUUCUGCAGAGAGAACUGGAGGAAGAACUUGAAAAAGAAUGUUUGUUGAAAGAAGAGUUUAGAGCCAUUGGCGAUGAGUUUAAUGAUCUAGAACAACAGUGGAUUUCUGUCCAAGAGCAAAAGAAGACCUUGCAGAAAAUUGAGAAGACUAAGCUAAGGGCACAAACCUGAAUAUUAUUUCAAGGGGUUCUUUAUUCCAACACUAACAAUGCUCGGCAAACUUGAAGUUUGGCAAUAUUUUCCGAGGAAGAAGACUCCUGAAGAAAUUAUGAUGGCCAAAGCUUCCGUUGCACUAUAUACGGCCAGAAUCUUCGCUUUAAAGGUGCAGAUUGAAUAUCUCAGAGUAAUGAGAGACAACGAAGC
Messenger RNA from Vigna radiata var. radiata (mung bean), 687 nucleotides. RefSeq lists its product as uncharacterized. The record is from RefSeq and is a predicted model, not a curated record. Bases 1 to 495 code for a protein of 164 amino acids. Gene Ontology annotation, biological process: regulation of chromosome segregation. NCBI's taxonomy places the organism in Eukaryota, Viridiplantae, Streptophyta, Magnoliopsida, Fabales, Fabaceae. The transcript has 5 exons.